CUCUCUCUAUUCUCUCUCUCUCUCUCUCUCUCUCUCUCUCUCUCCGACUCUACCGUCGCCGGUGGCGGCGUCGUUCUGCCGCCGCCAUUCCACCAUCACCGGCCACCAAACUGCCCUAAUUUCAAUUUGGAUCUGUUCCGGUGUCCCUCUGCCGUUGCCUUGCUGCCGUUGCCUUGCCGCCGCCUCGUCGCCACAUUUCCUUGCCGACCUCUCCCCUCGUAGCACUCAUUGCUUUGAAGAAAUGAAUACAGCUAAUCAAGUAUAGCUGGAAAGGGAAGCGCAAGUUUUGUACAUUUAGACUUUCUCGAGUAAGAAAUUAUCCUUUCCCUCACCUUUACCCGAUUUGUGUAUUUUUUAUGUCAGGGCAAGGUUCGAGCACAGGGCAAGGUUCGAGCACAGGGCAAGGUUCGAGCACAGAUUAUGAUGUAGUAGUACACGUGGACUUUAACGAUGCAGGUCUUCCAGUCGGGCGUGGGAGGAACCGAUUGGUGCGGGCCAUUGCUAGUCAAGUUACACAUUGUGACCUUUUUAGUCCUUGCAUUUCUUGGCCUAAGCACAAAAAAGACGGUCGGGUUGAGCAAUUGUGGUUACGAUUCAAGGACAAAUGGAAACUUCCUGAUCGAGAUGCUACGAAGAAAUGGUUCAAUGCUACGGCCAAUGCUCGUUGGAAAGAUCAUAGAACUAAAGUGUUGAAAAAAUUUUAUGAUAGAGCACCAGAUCUUGCCACUGCUAAGGCAAAUCGUCCGGAGGGAUUGAUUAGUUCAUCUACAUGGGAGGAAUUGUGUGAUCAAUUUUUUUCUAUAUCUGAUUCCAGUGGUGAUGGAAAGUCCAAGUCUGAUAAAUGCCGAGAAUCCCGAAUGAAAAUCCCUACCGACCACCAUUGGGGUCGAACUAGUAUUAGUGGGUGGUCUCAUGAACAUCUUCAAAAAUUUGGUAAAGCUCCUACCGUGGUUGAUAAAUAUAAAAAAGGCUAUAUGCGUAUUGACCCAUUGAUGCCAUUCGUGGAAUCCGGGUCAUCCACGGAGGAGGGUGAGAGGGCAGAACCAUAUACUGGGAUUGGAACUCCUGAACAACGUGCUAUUGCGGAAGACUUGGAAAGAGUAUACGAAGAGUGUAUUAAUGAUGGAAAAGAUCAAAGUACGGCCGACUCAAUAGCUUGUGAAAGAGUGUUGGGUAAGACAAAAGUACUUGGGAUUCAAAGCUCAACCACUAAGAAAGUUGCAAGAUCAAGAUUUUCUUCUGUUAGAAAUGAAGAGUUGGAGACUAAAGUCGAGCUCUUAGAAGGAGAAUUGCAAGAAUCGCGAGAUGAGGUGAGCUCACUUAAAGAAUCUUUGAACUCAUUACUUAAUACUUUAAGACAAAAAGGAAUUGUCGAUCAGCCCGUCUCCAAAACUCCAAUUUCGGGUACUUCAAAUGACGACGAAGAACGACUCAAUUCGGAUUAAUUUCAUUUUGUAAUGCUACAAUAUUUUUCUAAGUUUUUAUGUAAUUCUAGAUUUGUAUAUGUACUGUUGACUUGGUUUUUAAUUUUAUGUAGACUUCGACUUUAAUUUUGCUAUGUAAUUUAAUUUAGUAGUUUAA
Molecule: messenger RNA, 1581 nt
Organism: Erythranthe guttata (spotted monkey flower)
Lineage: Eukaryota; Viridiplantae; Streptophyta; Magnoliopsida; Lamiales; Phrymaceae
Source: RefSeq, a predicted model, not a curated record